Messenger RNA from Limulus polyphemus (Atlantic horseshoe crab), 1383 nucleotides. Its product is annotated as IDLSRF-like peptide. The record is from RefSeq and is a predicted model, not a curated record. Gene Ontology annotation, molecular function: protein binding. The transcript has 4 exons. Lineage: Eukaryota; Metazoa; Arthropoda; Merostomata; Xiphosura; Limulidae. Bases 254 to 871 code for a protein of 205 amino acids.
GGUACUGCGUGGGUCAGCCAAGGACUCAAAAGAUUUGCUUAGCUGUCCAUAGUUGUAGAAACGCUGUCAAGCUCUUAGAGUAGAGAACAACAGAGACGACACCCAACGACACACAUAGACAACUCGUUUCUUAGCAACACCUGGCAACCUACAUCGUCUGUUUCGCUCGGAAGUUCCAAGCCAUUUUACGUUAGCAUUAACGUGCCCACCUGUUUCCAUUAGAAAUAAUUUCUGCUAAUUUAAUAUUUAAGCUAUGAAGUUUUCCCCUAGAAUUAUGCAUAUCAACCUUUUGAUCUUUAUUUUAAUUGGUAUGACGAGAGGAGCCUCUCUCUUUGACUUUACAAACAUUUUUCACAGAAAUCUCGAGAACGUCAAAAGAGAGGAUGAUUACAAUCGCUGCCCUACAACUCGACCUUUUCGUUGCCCUGGGAGACGUACUAUUUGCAUUUCGAUCCAAUAUCUGUGUGAUGGCGCUCCUGACUGCCAUGAUGGCUACGAUGAAGACCCAAAAUUGUGUACUGCAGCAAAGCGCCCUCCUGUAGAAGAGACAGCUAAUUUCCUUCAGACUUUAUUGAUCAAUCACGGUCCCAACUAUCUUGAGAAACUGUUCGGAAGCAAGGCUCGAGAUGCACUAGCACCGCUAGGUGGAGUUGGCAAGGUAGCAGUUGCACUAUCAGAAUCUGACACAUUAGAAGACUUCGGUAAGGUUCUAAACUUGAUGAGGUCAGACCUAGACCAUCUGAGGCACGUUUUCAUGGCUGUGGAAACCGGCGAUUUGAGCAUGCUCAGAGCCUUAGGCUUUAGGGAUUCUGAACUCGCUGACGUUAAGCUAUUUUUAGAUAAACUCGUUAGCACUGGGUUCAUGGAUUAAGCCCUGGAUUAAGUAUUCUAAGCGCCCUGUAUUGUUAAAACCCUCUUCUCUUCUGUCCCAACUAUUUGAGGAAAUCAGUAAUUUGAACUAAUACACCAGAACAAAGCUUCAAUGACCCUAAUUUUCCAGCCUUUAAUUUUGGUGUUCGAAUAAAACUCAAAAUGUAUUUCUACUUAGACAGUUAUCUUACUAUUUAGUUCUGCAACACUGUAGCAAUUUAAAAAGUUGAAUGUUUGCUUCUGUUGUAUUGAUUUAAUUUUUCUUAAUAAUAGAUCUAAGUUGAAAAUUAAUUCACUAAUUUCAAGAUGAAGGCCAGAUAUGUAGUGACAGGUGAGGAAUUUUAAAGGACAGAGCUUUUUAUUUAUUUUACCCUUCAGCCAGAAUUUGUUUCCACGUGCUUCGUAAUACUCAAACUUCCGAAAUCUGUAUUAUUAAUGUACUGAACUAAUAAAAUAUGUAAGCUAUGAAAAUGAAAAAAAACAUGCACUCAAAAUAAAACUUUUCUCGUUCUA